CGUACCUGGUUUUAGAGGUACCAAUGAAUCUUUAUUUGCUUCCCUCUAGAAUUUCCUAUGAUCCCACGAGAUACCCUAAAUACAUUCCCGAAGCCUACUGCCUGUGCAAAGGCUGCCUGAUGGGGAUCUUUGGCGAGGAGAGCUUGCACUUUCGCAGCACCCCGGUGUUCAUGCCCACGGUCAUCCUGCGCCGCACACCCGCCUGUGCCGGAGGCCGCUACGUCUACACCGAGGAUUACAUCACCAUCCCUGUGGGCUGCACCUGCGUCCCUGAGCAGGAAAAGGAGGCAGAGAGCGUCAAUUCCAGCAUAGAUAAGCAAGAAGUGAAGCUGCUGGUGGGCCAGAACAAGCCCUCAUCAGAAUGAAGAAUGUACAAAAAGUCAUGUUUCAGUACUGGCCUCACAUCAUCAUCUCACCACCUCAGGAAACUGCACCAGAGCAGCAAACAGACUCACUUGCCCUCUUUUUCUGCUUACAGUUAUUUCAGAUAGAAGAUGGAAAG
This is a messenger RNA of Cyanistes caeruleus (blue tit), 502 nucleotides long. The record is from RefSeq and is a predicted model, not a curated record. Lineage: Eukaryota; Metazoa; Chordata; Aves; Passeriformes; Paridae.